AUGUACAAAACAAGUAGCACAUCUGGUUCGAACAAGCAUUUGGAUUCAAAGACAAAAAUUGUUGUCCGAAAUGGUAUCCCAGAAUCUCUACCUAAUACUUACAGGCCAAAAGAAGUUGUACUUACGUCACAGCUAAUACUGGCAUGCAUGGGAUUCCUGAGGUACUUGUUGGAGGUGAAUUCCCCGCAGAGCAAUGGAAAGAAUUUAGAUGUCAAUAACAAUCAUUUAGCAACCCAAAGACUGAAGUCUGGCAUGGAGCAGUUGCAUGAAAAGCUAGAAACGGCGAAAACCGGAAAUAUUCACUUUCUCAAAGAUCAUAAUUUUGAUUUUCAAGUUCCACAAGAAAAACUUGUGCAAUUACACAAGUCACAGUCAACAACAGAUCUUACUCCUUCUCCUGCAAUUUCUGAGAUUCAACCAUCCUCCCUGGACGCAACUUCUAAAAUUGUGACUGAUCAAUUUCUGGAUGUAUGGCAACUGGUUAGAACUCCAGAAGUUCCCCCUGUUACAUUUCCACCAACAAAUGCUAUAAUGCCUAAGCUCUCAGAAAUUGUGCAAGAACGCAAUGUUGAUGUCAUGCCAUCUGAAACAGAGAGUGAUACUUUCAUGGAUCCAACCUCAUUCAAACUAGAUGACAAAAUUCCGUUAGAAAUUGGCAUCUUUUCUCCUGAUUCUCAGAUGGCAUGA
Fraxinus pennsylvanica is the source of this 687-nucleotide messenger RNA. Lineage: Eukaryota; Viridiplantae; Streptophyta; Magnoliopsida; Lamiales; Oleaceae. The record is from the annotation of a GenBank genome assembly.